Molecule: messenger RNA, 1956 nt
Organism: Penicillium subrubescens
Lineage: Eukaryota; Fungi; Ascomycota; Eurotiomycetes; Eurotiales; Aspergillaceae
Product: putative serine/threonine protein kinase
Exons: 1
Coding region: 1-1956 (651 amino acids)
Biological process (GO): protein phosphorylation
Molecular function (GO): protein kinase activity; ATP binding
Source: RefSeq, a predicted model, not a curated record
AUGUCCACAUCAGCUUCCAUGGAGUGCCUCAAGGACAACUUUGUCAAGGGUCGACUUUUGGAUGGUCGUUUCCGUACUGUGGCCCCGCUAAACCAUGGAUCCUUUGGCAUGGUCUUCCUUGCAACGGAUACCACAACUGGCAAUGACGUCGCCAUCAAAUGCCUGACCAAGUCAGCCUCCACCGACUCGUCACCUGACGACCGCUUUGAAGAACUGGAGUGCCACCAGCGCUUCGGUUUCCACUCGAACUUGGUCAACUUGGUUCACAACUUUGAGACGGAACACCACACCUACCUCGUUCUGGAAUACUGUGCCAAUGGUGAUCUCUACGAAGCUAUUCGUCUGAACCGAGGCCCCUUGGAGACUGAGCAUGUCCGUGACUUUAUGCUUCAGUUGAUCAGUGCUGUCGAGUUUAUGCAUGCCAAUGGUAUCUACCAUCGUGACAUCAAGCCAGAGAACAUCUUCUUGACCCAUGAUGGUGAUAUGAAGUUGGGUGAUUUUGGCCUUGCUACUCGAGAGCCCUGGUGCCAUGAAGCCUGCGUUGGCAGCGACCGUUACAUGGCUCCUGAGCAGUAUGAUCCCGGUGCUACUGGCUACUCCCCUGCUCAGGCCGACAUUUGGUCUGUUGGUGUCUGUCUGUUGAACAUUUUGUUUGCUCGCAACCCUUUCGUGACGCCCACCGAGUCCGAUGUGCUCUUUGCGGACUAUGUUCGUGACCGUCAGUCAUUGUUUGACAUUUUCCCCAACAUGUCUCAGGAUACCUUUGAGAUCCUGACUCACUGCAUGUCCAUUGACCCCACCAAGCGCUCGUUGGCUGAGGUUCGUCAAUGCAUUUUGCGUGCAAUUUCCUUUACCACCGAUGAUGAGUCACUGGAUGAGUUCUGCACCGAGGAUCGUGACGUUGUUACUGCCACUGUCAAUCGCGAGCCUCUCCGCACUCCCUCCAUCCAGAGCCCGCAAGUUAAUCAGGGCGAUUCCUUCCCCUGGGCCAAGGCCCUCCAGUCCAGCCCGCCUCAGGCCAUUCGCCAGCUGUCUGCCAUUCCGGACAACGAGAGCUAUACCGAGGAUCUGUUCCCUCCCUCGGAGGUGGCUGGUACUUCGUGGUUCUCUGUCCAUGCAGACUCCUCCUCAUUGGCCUCGGUGCUGGAUUCCGCCAUGGGCGAGUCCUUCCGCUCGCUUCACCUUGGCCGAAAGUACCAAACUCCACAGCUUCCUCGCUCGGAUCCUGUCCCCAUUACUGGAUCCCUUCCCAGCCAUACUUCCAAGCUCCUUCCAUCCCUCUCGAUGGUGUUUGGUAAGCAUGCGAACGAUCAAAUUUCCAAGAGCUGGAGUGAUCUCUGGGAAGAGGAAGAAUCGGAGAAUGAAGAAUCCGCACUCCAGAUGCGCCGUGAGCAGAACUCUCGCAGCUGGAGCCAGGAAAGCCAGAACACCCGCCUGCCGGAUCCUCUGGCGGGAUUGCGCGAGCCGGACUCCGCUUCCCCUACCGAACAAAUUGAUAUCUCGGAUAUUUCGCCCGCCGCCCCCCGUGCCAUUCGUGCCAAGUCCCUCGAUGUCGCCAGCGACGCCGGGACUUCCAGCAGCACGCCUCGUCCGUUCCCCCAGCCGUCGUCCACUCCCAAAAAGGUCUCACCCAACGUUGACAAGUGGGCUGAAUUGGGAGACAAGCGCCGUAACUUCAAGACCCGGGAACUCUUUGGUCCCCAGAGAGUUGCCAACAAUUGGCGCCGUGAUUGGGGCCUUGGUUCUUCCGGAUUCGAUCAUGGAUCCCGGACCAAGCGCGAGUCUCCUCAGUCUGAACGUCGCCGUCGUCUCUUCCUUGAGAAGGACUGGCGUCGCGAGACUGGAGAUGCUCACAAGCAUUCGCUCCAUCACUCGCCCUUGAAGUUUGCGGCCUACGACGGUAGUAUCGACGAAGACCUCGAUCUUGUGGGCGGAUGGCACGAUCUCCACCUGUAG